CCGCAGUGGCAGGAGUUCGCGCCGGUGUGUGUGGCGGACCAGAUGACCACGUACCUGUCGCCGUGCCACGCCGGCUGCUCCGGUAUAGAUGAGGUCGACGGCUUGCAAGUUUACGCGAACUGCACUUGUGCGUCCUUCCGCCGCGCCACACAAGGCGCGUGCAGCGGCAACGCUUGCGAGGGGGCUUUUCAAAUGCACCAAAUGAUGUACACACUAAUUUUUACUUUCGCCGGGCUAUCUUUCCAAGCGCAAGGCAGUCUGGUGCUGCGCGCGGUGGAGCCCCGCGACAAGUCCGUGCUGCUCGGACUGACUGGCGCCUUCAUCGCGCUCUUCACCUUCGUCUUCGGACAUCUCAUCUUUAUUGGAAUGAGUGGUAUGAAUUGUAUCUGGUGGGAGGGUAGUAGAUGUCACCUGCACAGUAAACAGCAUCCUUACUCGAUAGCCAUCACCAGUUGUAGCAUGGUGGUGUUGGCCUUCAUCAUCACCAUCACCACCAUCGUGUGCAUCAAGAUGGCGGAGCGGCGGCGCGCGAGAACUGCUCAGAUCGAACUAAUUGGACAAUCAAAUACAUAGUUUGCAAGACUUAUUAGAUGUAUUUUAGGUUAUGUAUAGUUCGGAAUAUAUAAUUUCUUUGUACAAACGACUCCUACUUAGACUAUCAUUAUUAUAAUUUCGCGAUUACAUUUUGUUUUGUAUUUUAAUUAACUCGAUAAAUACUAUUUGUAUGUACCUAAUAUUAGAAAGGACUGUAGAUAUUUUGCCUAUUGUAUUCUUGUUCAAUGUUUUGUUUUUAAUUUGCCUUUCAAACAUGCGAUCGUUCACAAGGGAGCCAUUUUUUUCUUGAUUUCUUAUGUUCAUAAAUAAUUGUGGACAGAUUUUUAAAAUAAAGACUUACUAUUAAAAAGAACGUGAUGCUGUAUUAUU
Molecule: messenger RNA, 924 nt
Organism: Papilio polytes (common Mormon)
Lineage: Eukaryota; Metazoa; Arthropoda; Insecta; Lepidoptera; Papilionidae
Product: solute carrier organic anion transporter family member 4A1-like
Exons: 4
Coding region: 43-573 (176 amino acids)
Biological process (GO): sodium-independent organic anion transport; transmembrane transport
Cellular component (GO): membrane
Source: RefSeq, a predicted model, not a curated record